CCCCGCCAACGCCGCCCCUGAGCGCCGCCAAGAUGGCGGUUUGCGGAGCCGCGGGCGGGGGCCGGGGGCGGCGGCGGCCGCCGGUGCCGGCGGGGCGGGCGGUGGUGGCCGCCGCGCUGGCGGCGCUCGGCUGGCUGCAGGCGGCGCGCGGCGCCGGGAGCCCCCCCAGUGACCCUCUGCUGCAGCCGUAUUUCCCCUACCAGCAUGGCCCCCGGCACCACCACCAGCACGUCAGGGACUGUCAGCCUGUCAAGUAUGGCAACGUGACACACGAAGCUUGGCCCAGUGACAACAGGACAGGUGGCCCAGUGGCUGUCACCAGAACAUUUGUUUCUUACAUCCCCCCAGAGGGUGAUCACCGCAAGGUGGUCUAUGGCCACUUCACUUUUGUGAGGAACCCCCUGAGGACCUUCUCUGUGCUAGAGCCGGGUGGCACAGGGGGCUGCCAGGAUCAACGCAGAGUCACUGUGGAAGAGACCGCAAAGCUCAGGAAGUGUCUGGUGGCCCAGAAUGGUGGGUACUUCAACAUGGAAACAGGAGAGUGUCUUGGGAAUGUUGUGAGCGAUGGGAAGCUGGUGAGGAACUCUGGAGGACUGCAAAAUGCUCAGUUCGGCAUCCGGAAGGACGGCACCAUGGUGUUUGGUUACCUGUCUGAAGAAGAUGUCCUGGAUCAAGCAAACCCUUUCAUGCAACUUGUGAGUGGGGUAGUUUGGCUACUAAGAGAUGGAGAGGUGUACAUCAGUCAGAGUCAAAAGGCUGAGUGUGAUGAAAUUCAAACCACAGGAACCUUCGACAGGUUCAUCAAUGUGAUAUCAGCCAGGACUGCGGUUGGACAUGACAAGCAGGGGCGGCUGGUCCUGGUUCAUGUGGAUGGACAGACAGAGUCCAGAGGGGUCAACCUCUGGGAAAUGGCUGAAUUUCUGAAGCAGCAGGGAAUCAUCAAUGCUAUCAACCUGGAUGGUGGAGGGUCUGCAACGCUGGUCUUAAAUGGGACCCUUGCAAGCUACCCAUCUGAGCACUGCUCCUUUGACAGCAUGUGGCGUUGCCCUCGGAGCAUCUCGACUGUCGUGUGUAUCCACGAGCCUGCCUGCGAGCCUGCAGACUGCAGCGGGCACGGGGACUGCGUGGAAGGGCAGUGCCACUGCUCGGGGGACUUCUGGAGAGGCCCAGCCUGUGACAUCUUGGACUGUGGCGCUUCCAACUGCAGCCUGCAUGGUGUCUGCACCGACUCUGGAUGCCUGUGUGAUGCUGGCUGGAUUGGCAGCAACUGCAGUGAAGCUUGUGCUGCCGGUUUCUAUGGGCCUGCUUGCACCCAGAAGUGCCAGUGCCAGAACGGUGGCUUGUGUGACCCCGUGCACGGAGCCUGUUCCUGCCCAGCUGGGUACUACGGCACCAGCUGUGAGCAAGAGUGUCCCAUGGGCUGGUAUGGGCCAAACUGCCAGAAACAAUGUGCGUGUGAACACACGUGUCCCUGUGACCGGGAGACAGGCAGCUGCAACGUCACCUAUGAACUGGCAGUACAGGACCAGUUAAACAAAGCUGGUCGGUGUUGGGCAUCCCAAAGUAAGGGAAGGAGCAAAGAGAAGUUCUCUCUGUCAGAAAAAACCUGGAUCUCCCUGACCGCUGUCUUGGCUCUGCUUCUCAUGAUUAGUGCCAUGGGGAACAUCAGCCUUUUUCUCAGGUCCAGGUCGGAGAGGCAGCAUAAGAGCGGUGACUAUCUCUACCACCCCCUGAGGGAGAUGAACGGGGAAGCCAGUCACACCUCCACAUCUGCUGCCUGCGAGACAGAAGAUGCUCCAGACCAAAGUGAGGCACUCCUCCUGAGUCCUGGAUGAGGAGAGAUGGGGCAUUUCACUCAGCACUGACUGUUACAGAGGAUGUUGUACCUGGCGUGGUAAACUGUGACUAACCCAAGAGCAGCCACAAGAUACCUCAGUCCAAGAGACACCCUUGUUUCUGGCUCAGCUUCCCUGCUGCUGCUCCACCUGGAGCAACCAGCUCUGUGUAAUGAGCUGCCACAAAAAGCUGCAGGGCACAAGCCACGGGGCCAGGUUCCACACACAAAAGGGAAUAAGGGAGUUCCACUGCUGCGGCAGGAAGGGAAAUGGGCUGGUUUCCUCCCAUACUUGAGGAAUGUAAGCCCUGAGCACUUCAGAGAGCUCCCUUCUCACCUGAGCAGUGGUAUUUUUAAGAUACAGGAUAAAUUGCCUGUAGCAUAAAGCUAGGCGUAAGGAUGUUGUAGUCUGUAACUGUGUGCUCCUCCCUGGUAAACUCAGAUUUUUAUCAGAAAACUGAAAAACAGUUGUUAUAACAUGUAGAAAGAGGUGCAGCACACAAUGAAACCCCAGCAGGAGGUUCCAAGGCUGACACAUGGGGUUGGGCCUUUCUUGCACCUGACUUUCUCCACCUGGUCUGUGGUGGCUGCAGGGCCAGAGUGUUUUCUUACUAAAUCCUUAGUCCUAGGAGCAGCCUAACAGGUGCUUGAUGAGCACUGCAUUUCUGGUAGGUUCUUGCAGUACAACAGUAAGGACUUGAAACAACCCAACAUCCUGAACAUCUCAGCUGGAAAUCAGAUGUUUUAGCAGAAUACAUCCUUGCACAAUGCAGUAAGAAAAAAAACAUCACUACCACAAACAAAAAAACAAUGUAUUAGAGUUUGCUUCCAUGUGAGGGAAAACUGUCCUUUCAUGUGCUACUUUAAUGCUGCAAAGCGAGGGUUUAAAGCCUGUCUGAGCCUGAAUAUUAACAUUAUUAUGCACUCUUUUUAUCUCUCCAAGUAAAGGAUAUGUAACUUUUGUGCUGCUGGCAUCAAAUCAACCUGUAAACAGAAGAUUCUAUUUUUCUAUUAUUUACAGAUGACUAUUUGAAACUUGAAUAAAGUCUAUUACAACUAA
Columba livia (rock pigeon) is the source of this 2894-nucleotide messenger RNA. RefSeq names its product N-acetylglucosamine-1-phosphodiester alpha-N-acetylglucosaminidase (gene NAGPA). Gene Ontology annotation, biological process: secretion of lysosomal enzymes. The transcript is spliced from 11 exons. Lineage: Eukaryota; Metazoa; Chordata; Aves; Columbiformes; Columbidae. The coding region runs from base 33 to 1835 and encodes 600 amino acids. The record is from RefSeq and is a predicted model, not a curated record.